ACAUAUACAAGGAGAUUUCCGUAAAACCCGUUAAAGAAGCUAUAUUUCAAGUAUUACAAAAAAAUCCAGUCUUUUGAGUAAUAAUAUUUUACGCACUCUAAAGAACUUUAUCAAACCGUGUUCUGUCAUGGCGACUUGUGACGUUCAACAGGCCAUGAAGCUAAAAUUAACAAGUAAACCGCAAGCCAUUGAGGUUUUAGGAAAAAUAGUUAAAAAAGACAUCAAUGAGAAAAUUGAAGAGGAAGUAAAAAAUAAAGAGCAAGCAAUCUUGGAACUAGGAGAAAUAUUUGCUACAACUGGUCGAGCUGAUGAUUUAGCUGGAUUAAUCAAAUUAACAAGACCUUUCCUACGAUUAGUUAGUAAGGCUAAAGCUGCUAAGUUAGUGAGAACUUUAGUUGAUAAGUUUUUGGAUAUGGAUGCUGCAACUGGUAAAGAAGUAUCUCUUUGUCAAGAAUGCAUAGAGUGGGCAAAGGAGGAAAAACGAACUUUUCUUCGGCAAGCUUUAGAGGCUCGUCUGGUUGAUCUAUUCUAUCGCUCAACUGAGUAUGAAAAUGCGAUAAAUUUAAGUACUUCUCUUCUUAAAGAAUUAAAAAAGUUGGAUGACAAGGCUAUGCUUGUUGAAGUGCAAUUAGCUGAAUCAAAAACCUAUCAUGCUCUUAGUAACUUUGCAAAAUCUCGAGCUGCUUUAACUUCUGCCAGGACAACCGCAAACGGUAUUUACUGUCCGCCAAAACUGCAAGCCGAUCUAGAUGAACAAUCUGGUGUUUUACACGCAGCUGACGAUAAAGACUUUAAAACAGCCUUUUCAUAUUUUUACGAGGCCUUUGAAGGAUAUGAUUCUAUUGAGAGUCCUAGAGCAAUCGUAUCUCUAAAAUAUAUGCUACUAUCAAAGAUUAUGUUAAAGCAAGCUGAGGAAGUACAAGCAAUGGUUAGUGGUAAACUUGGAUUAAAGUAUGAGGGACCUGAAAUCGAUGCAAUGAAAAGUAUUGCGGAAGCUGCUAAGAAACGUUCUCUAGCUGAUUUUAAAAAGACUGUAGAUAAAUAUAAAAAACAAUUAGAAGACGACAGGAUCGUUCAACAUCACUUAUCUGCUCUCUAUGACAAACUUUUAGAGCAAAAUUUGUGCCGUCUAAUCGAACCUUUCUCUCGUGUGCAAAUUCAACACAUAUCAAGUUUAAUUAAGCUUCCACAGGACGUUGUUGAAAAGAAAUUAUCACAAAUGAUUCUGGACAAGACUUUUACAGGAAUCCUCGAUCAAGGAGCUGGUGUGCUAAUGGUAUUUGAUGAGAAACCAACCGAUGAUACUUAUUGCAAAUCCCUUGAUACUAUACAAAGCAUGGGUAAAGUUGUUGAUUCUUUGUAUAAUAAAGCGAAAAAGUUGUCAUGA
Messenger RNA from Dimorphilus gyrociliatus, 1387 nucleotides. The record is from the annotation of a GenBank genome assembly. NCBI's taxonomy places the organism in Eukaryota, Metazoa, Annelida, Polychaeta, Dinophilidae.